Molecule: messenger RNA, 1191 nt
Organism: Trypanosoma grayi
Lineage: Eukaryota; Euglenozoa; Kinetoplastea; Trypanosomatida; Trypanosomatidae
Product: putative aminoacylase, putative,N-acyl-L-amino acid amidohydrolase
Exons: 1
Coding region: 1-1191 (396 amino acids)
Molecular function (GO): hydrolase activity
Source: RefSeq, a predicted model, not a curated record
AUGGAUAACAUAGAGGGCCUUAUCGAGGCUGUGCAGCCGGAGGUUGUGCGGUGGCGCCGACACAUUCAUGAGAACCCGUACGUUGCGUACGAGGAGCAGCCGACUGCCGACUACGUUGCGGAUAUCCUCGCAAAGAUGCCGGCGUCACUUGUGAUUAAGCGGCUGACGCCGAACAGCGUCGUUGCAGACCUCCACGGGGGCGCUGGCGAGGGUCCCAUGUACGCACUGCGCGCCGACAUGGACGCACUUCCACUCCAGGAAGAAAGUGGGGAGCCGUUCAGUUCGAAGCGGCCUGGCGUAAUGCAUGCGUGUGGUCACGACGCACACACAGCGAUGCUUCUCGGUGCCGUGAAAGUGCUGUGCCAGGUGAAGGACAGGAUUCGCGGCACUGUGCGGUUCAUCUUCCAGCACGCGGAGGAGGUGAUUCCAAGUGGGGCGAAGCAACUCGUGGAGCUGGGUGUUCUUGAUGGCGUCAAGAUGAUAUUUGGACUGCAUGUUGCUGCAGAGACUCCAGCUGGUAAAAUCACUACACGCUGUGGCACCCUGUACGGAGCCUGCGAUGACUUCGACAUUGUAAUCAAGGGGGCGGGUGGUCACGCUUCUCAGCCUGAGCUUUGCAUUGACCCCAUCGUGGUCGCCGCUCAUGUAGUGACAAGCCUGCAGACGAUUGUGUCGCGCCGCAUCGGCGCUCUGAAGGCUCCCGUGCUGAGCAUCUCUACGUUUCACGGUGGGACUGGCAGCUACAACGUGAUCCCCGACACUGUACACUUACGAGGCACCCUGCGCUGCCUGGACCGCGACGUUCAAGUACGUGUUCCUGGAAUGGUAGAGGAAAUUGUCGCUGGCGUGGCGAAGGCGCACGGUGCCCAACAUGAGGUGAGUUGGCUGGAGCCUAACAUCGUAACGUACAACGAUCCAGCAGCUUAUGAAAUUGCAAAAGAAGUCAUAUCAAGAUUUGUCGGGACCGAUGCGUUUGUGGAGCGAGAGCAUCCAUCGUUUGGUGUUGAAGACUUCUCAGAGUAUGUUGCAAAGAUACCAGGCUGCUUCUGUCAUGUGGGAAUCCGUGAUGAAAACUUUGGUUCAGUGUUUACGGAGCACAGCUCGAAGUUUAAGUUGUACGAAAACGCUCUAAAGCACGGUGUCCAAAUGCACGUUGGCUAUAUUGUAAAACUAUUAAUUGAGGGUAAUUAG